This is a messenger RNA of Ostreococcus lucimarinus CCE9901, 1827 nucleotides long. RefSeq lists its product with no specific name. NCBI's taxonomy places the organism in Eukaryota, Viridiplantae, Chlorophyta, Mamiellophyceae, Mamiellales, Bathycoccaceae. The coding region runs from base 1 to 1827 and encodes 608 amino acids. The record is from RefSeq and is a predicted model, not a curated record. The transcript has a single exon.
AUGCCGAGCGCGGAGGAACUGCGCGCGGCGUACGCGGCGAAACAGCGCGUCGACGCGAUGGCGGAUUACGCGAGUCGCGCCGCGGCGGGCGCGCGCGAGGGCGUCGCGAGCGCGCUCGCGAGCGCGAGGACGGGCGCGAGCGAACCGCGGGAUGCGUCGGUGCGCGCGGGGGGGGUAGGCGGCUCGGGAGGGGCGGGGGGUCUGGGGGAGAGGCGAUGGACGUGUCACGCGUGCGAGCGGCUCGAGGGCGGCGGGCGAGGGCCGACGCGCGACGGGACGAUCGUGCAGCCGGCGAACGUGCCGAUGGUGCUGUUGGAGGUGAAGGGGGAGGUUGUGGAGCGGUGCGCGCUGCCGAUGGGGAAGGAUGAUUUGGUGAAGGGGGAGAUGAUGACCAUCGGGAAGUGGUUGGCGCGCGUCGUCGGGGCGGAGGGCGCGACGCCGGAGAAGCCGAGGGUGUUGGUGCGACCGCCUGAGGCGGAGGAUGAGGCGAGCAAGCGCGCGGGCGGAGCGGUGGUGGCGCAGCACGCGGUGGCGCAGCACGCGGUGGCGCAGCACGCGCCACCGUUGAUGAUUCCGACGCCGAGUUUGGCGACGCAGCCUCGAGCGGGCGGGCUCGAGGCGCCGGGCGCGCGACGAGAAUAUUAUCGCGAAGAACAUCAGCAGCAGUAUCAGCAGCAUCCGUCGCCGCCGCAGCAGCAGCCUAGAUACCAGAUAUACGAACCGCCGCCGAGAUUCGAGCGCGCGGUCGAUCCCGACACCGGCACCCGCGAACGGUGGAUGGGCGGCGGUUGGCGAGGGCGAGGGAGCGGAGACGAUCGUCCGCGCGGUGUGACGCAGCAAGAGGUCGACGCUGCGCGAGCGCGUUUGUUAGAGCUCGAGCAAGAAGCGAGAAUUCGCGCCGAGGUCGCUGCCGCCGAGGCGAUGGCGCGUCAACAACAAGCUGAAGCCGCGAGGCUUUCAGCGGAAACUGCGCUGGAGCAAAUGUCUCAAGCCGAGGCGGCGAAUCGCGCGGUAAGAGACGCAGAGUACGCCGCCGCGGAGGCGAAACGAUUAGCGUAUUUCGCUGCAGAAAAUCAACGCGAAGCAGAGAGUCAAUUCAUCUCCAUGCUUCCCUUGGACGGCGUGGAGACGGCAGUAGAGGCGCAGCGCCGAGUAACGGAACUCGACGAUAUUCAGCGUCGCAUCGCGGAGCACGAGCGCGCGGCGGCGGCGCACACGCUCGCCCCGCCGCCGCGAGAAGUGCCGCAUCAGUAUCCAUCGUCUGUGGCGCCUCAGGCACCACCCAUGGUGACGUACGCGCCGCCGCUACCGCAACAGGAACAGCAGCAAUACCAGCCGCCGCAACAGCAGUACCGGCCGCCACAACAACAGCAGGAAUACCAGCCGCCGCAUCGGCAACAACAGUACCAGCCGCCGCCGCAACAACAGCAGCAGCAGCCAGCUUCCACCGUUUCAGUGCGUUUCGAGGCUCCAUAUCAGCCGCCUCCGCAAUCAGCGCCGAAACGGGCGGAGGCGGAGAUCGAGUACACGACUUCGCCAUCCAACGUCAAGGACAGAGCGGCGGCGUUCGGGCACGUCACCAUCAAAUCCAAGCCAGCGUCUCGUCCCGUCGACCCAGUCGCUCAAACGUACGCGAACAGUGGUACGUCGCAAACGAGCGCAAGUCCGCACGCGUUGGCGCAAGUCAUGCGUCAAGAGCGCCCACCGACGGCAUCCCAACAGCAGCAGCAGCAGCUCCCUUCGAAGAAGGAAGAAACGCCCGAGGAGCUCCGGCGAAAGAUUGCACUGCUCGAGCGCUUGGCGCGUUCGAGAGGUCUUAUCGCGUGA